Cuscuta europaea is the source of this 1225-nucleotide messenger RNA. Lineage: Eukaryota; Viridiplantae; Streptophyta; Magnoliopsida; Solanales; Convolvulaceae. The record is from the annotation of a GenBank genome assembly.
GGGGUGGAGCCCCCCACCAAGAAGCAGAAAGGCGCCGGGGGUGCUGUCGGGGAGGCGGCCCCCCUUAUAGUCAUUGAUGACAUGCCCGCCGUUGAUGAGCCUCUGGCCUCGGUCCCCCCGAAGGAUCCGGUGAAUCCCCCCCGGGCGGAAUCACCCCGGGAGAUCCGUUAGCUCUCCUUUGCCCCCGGCGCUUCGUUGAUGCACGACACUGCCGAGCCGAAGGCCUUCCUGCGGGGCAUCACCUCGAAGAUGGACAGGGAAGUCUUCGAGACCUACGAUGACGAUGCCCUCGAGAACAGGAUCCUCCGCUCCUCGCUCACUGCCUGCAUAGCCCUCGGGGAACAGGCCCGGAGGCGCGAGGAAAGGCGUCUUCACGAGGCCGCCCAGGAUAAGAAGGUGGAGGGGCUGAUCCGUAAGAACUCCGAGGCGGUGAAGCAUGCUGCCCAGCUGGAGGAGGCCCUUCGGGAGGCGAAGGCGGCGGCGGAGAAGGCCAAGACUGAUGGUAUAGCCGAAGGCAAGGCAGAGGCCGAGAGGGCUGCUGCCGAGGCGGCGAAGAAAGUCGCCGAUGAAGCCCAAACUGCUAAGGAGAGAGCUGCGGCCGAGGCCCGAGGGGAGGCAGUUGCGGAGUUCCUUGCUGAGGGCUGGAGGGCCGAGGGCCAUAAGGAGUGGGUUGCCUCCGUGGUGGCAGCCUCGGUGGACGCUUGGGUAGAAGGCCCCGGGGUUGACUGGCUGACCGAUAGGGGCGACGCCUACUAUCAGGGGGGGUGAGUUUUUUACCCAGCACCUGAUAUACCGGAGGCUCGCCAGGCACUUCGGUGUAUCCCUCGAACAAUUUGACCCCUCGGUAUACGGCCUCCCUCCGUUGCAACCAGAUGUCAGAGUUCCCCUCCCCCCGGGUGAAGAGCGGCCAACAAUCUAUGAUUCUGUGAUGAUGGGGGGUGACGGGGUUGGAGCCGUCGGGGGUGAUGCUGCCGGAGAAGAAGUCUCCUCCAAGGCUGUCGUGGAAGAUGCCCCCGGUGACAACGAGGCUGAAGCCGCCGAGAAGAUUAUUACUUAGUCAAUUUUUUUUUUAAAAAAACCUUGUAAUGAAACUUUUGUUGCCCCUCGGCUUUGGCCACACUCUGUAAUGAUCACAUUGACUAUUUUUGUGUUGUAAUUGAAUGAUUGCCUUCGGGCUUGGUGUAUAUGAUAUGCUUCCUUCUGAUCUGUUCAUUGUUGAAUGUAU